CCCCCGAGAGAGAGAGAGAGAGAGAGAGAGAGAAGAGAGAGGGGCAUCCGUUCCUACCUGGAGCGCCGCCCAACAUGACUUCGCUGCCGCUGGGACCUCACCACCCCCCGCCCCCGCCGGGCCACGACGCCGCCGCGGCAGCGAACCUUACCCUCGCGGUCCCUCCCCGGGCGGAGAUGGCCGACAACAAGCAAACAUCUGUUGUUGGCAAGAGUGAACAAGUAACUGGUCAUGUCAUCUCCACCACCAUUGGGGGCAAGAAUGGUGAACCUAAGAAGACCAUUAGCUACAUGGCAGAGCGUGUUGUAGGGACUGGAUCGUUUGGAAUUGUCUUUCAGGCCAAAUGCUUGGAAACAGGAGAAGCGGUUGCCAUAAAGAAGGUUUUACAGGACAAAAGAUACAAAAAUCGUGAGCUCCAAUUGAUGCGCUCAAUGGAUCAUCCAAAUGUGAUACCUCUUAAGCAUUGUUUCUUCUCCACUACAAGCAGAGAUGAGCUUUUCCUUAAUCUGGUCAUGGAAUAUGUGCCUGAGACUCUGUAUGGUGUCCUAAGGCAUUUCAGCAAUGGGAAUCAAAGGAUGCCACUUAUCUAUGUGAAGUUGUAUACAUAUCAGAUAUUUAGAGGGCUGGCUUAUAUCCAUACUGUUCCAGGAGUUUGUCAUAGAGAUGUGAAACCACAAAAUAUUUUGGUAGACCCUCUUACUCAUCAAGUCAAAUUAUGUGAUUUUGGAAGUGCAAAAGUUCUGGUGAAGGGUGAAGCAAACAUAUCUUACAUCUGUUCUCGCUAUUACCGUGCGCCAGAGCUUAUUUUUGGUGCAACAGAAUAUACAACGUCAAUUGAUAUAUGGUCAGCAGGUUGUGUUCUUGCUGAGUUACUACUUGGCCAGCCGUUGUUUCCUGGAGCAAGUGCUGUUGAUCAGCUUGUCCAGAUUAUCAAGGUUCUUGGAACCCCAACCCGUGAAGAAAUUCGGUGCAUGAAUCCUAGCUAUACAGAGUUCAGGUUUCCUCAGAUAAAAGCUCAUCCAUGGCACAAGAUUUUCCACAAGCGAAUGCCUCCAGAAGCUAUUGAUCUUACAUCACGCCUUCUUCAAUACUCUCCUUGUUUCCGUUGCUCUGCACUGGAAGCAUGUGCCCAUCCAUUCUUCGAUGAGCUACGAGAACCUAAUGUGCGAUUGCCAAACGGUCGCCCUCUGCCUCCCCUUUUUAACUUUAAGCAAGAAUUAGCUGGAGCAUCACCAGAGCUUGUCACUAAGUUGAUUCCAGAACAUGUGAGGCAACGAUCCGUUCUCAGCUUCUUGCAUCCAGUUGGAACUUAAACAGAAAACACUUCCCAACCAUUCUCAGAAGGCAGACAGAGCCUUAAAAUAGGUUUUCAUGCCUGUGAGAAAGUUUCGGAUAAAACAUGGAAGCUGACGAAGGUGUAGCUUCUGGACUGUUUGGCGGAUCGUUACCCGAGCUUUGUUUCGGGUGCUGUACAAGUGUGAUUACUCAGGAUCAUGCUAAUGUAAAAUGAUGAUUCUGAGCUAAGAUCAAUGGCUAGAGGCAUGGUGCAGGUUUUUUCUUUUGCAGUGUUGUCUGGCUGUUAUUUUCCUGCUACUGGGCUGGUUAUCUUUUCUUGGUUUCUAUUUCAUAGCACCAAGGAAUGAUAGCUUUAAGGUGAAUGAAUUCUGUAGCCUGUUGUGUAAAUGAAAUACCUAAUCCAUGGGUGUUUGGUGGUGUGGAGCUGGAAUUUAGAUAUCCAUGUAUUGCCCCAGUCGAUACAUUUCUUGUACUUGAGACUGCUAGAGGUCUUUUUUUUAUCUGCAAGUGGAAGGACCUAUUCAUUUA
Musa acuminata subsp. malaccensis (wild Malaysian banana) is the source of this 1824-nucleotide messenger RNA. Its product is annotated as shaggy-related protein kinase eta. Gene Ontology annotation, molecular function: protein serine/threonine kinase activity; ATP binding. Gene Ontology annotation, biological process: signal transduction; protein phosphorylation. Gene Ontology annotation, cellular component: cytoplasm. The record is from RefSeq and is a predicted model, not a curated record. Lineage: Eukaryota; Viridiplantae; Streptophyta; Magnoliopsida; Zingiberales; Musaceae.